Molecule: messenger RNA, 272 nt
Organism: Symbiodinium necroappetens
Lineage: Eukaryota; Dinophyceae; Suessiales; Symbiodiniaceae
Source: the annotation of a GenBank genome assembly
AUGACCGAAGAGGAGGUUCGAAACUCGCCGUGGGGCAAGAAAGGCAUCAGAUCCAUCCCAGCACCUUGGAACACCAGCGUCUGCGUCGAGCCCUUCCAAGCCAACAUUUGCAAGGCGUUCGUUCUGCGCCUCCGGGAUUUCCUCCAAUCGUACUUGAGCGUUCCGAAACUGGACCCAGCGAAAAUUACGAAGAAGGCCUUUCCGCAUGCUGGAGAUCUGGAGGAUCCAUCCUAUCUGUGGGUGGAACUGACCGAGCAGCUUCCUCAGCACCU